CUUGCUGCAUUCACGCAUCCGGGUAAAUGGGUGAUUAAAUGGUGUUUUUGGAAUGUUUUUGAUUUGCCUCUCUCUCCCUCCUCUUUCCCAGUGUUAGAGAUUGACUUUGCGGAGCUAACCCUGGAAGAGAUUAUUGGCAUCGGGGGCUUUGGGAAGGUCUAUCGUGCUUUCUGGAUAGGGGAUGAGGUCGCCGUGAAAGCAGCUCGCCACGACCCCGAUGAGGACAUCAGCCAGACCAUAGAGAACGUUCGCCAGGAGGCCAAGCUCUUCGCCAUGCUGAAGCACCCCAACAUCAUUGCUCUCAGGGGGGUGUGUCUGAAGGAACCCAACCUCUGCUUGGUCAUGGAGUUCGCUCGUGGAGGACCUUUGAACAGAGUGCUAUCUGGGAAGAGGAUUCCCCCCGACAUCCUGGUUAACUGGGCCGUGCAGAUUGCCAGAGGGAUGAACUACUUACACGAUGAGGCGAUUGUCCCCAUUAUCCACCGCGACCUUAAGUCCAGCAACAUAUUGAUCCUCCAGAAGGUGGAGAAUGGAGACCUGAGCAACAAGAUUCUGAAGAUCACUGACUUUGGCCUGGCUCGGGAAUGGCACCGAACCACCAAGAUGAGCGCGGCAGGGACAUAUGCUUGGAUGGCCCCCGAAGUCAUUCGUGCCUCCAUGUUUUCCAAAGGCAGCGAUGUGUGGAGCUACGGGGUGCUGCUUUGGGAGCUACUGACUGGUGAGGUGCCCUUCCGAGGGAUCGAUGGCCUGGCAGUCGCUUAUGGAGUGGCCAUGAACAAACUCGCCCUCCCCAUCCCUUCUACAUGCCCAGAACCUUUUGCCAAACUCAUGGAAGAUUGCUGGAAUCCGGACCCCCAUUCACGACCACCCUUCACAAAUAUCCUGGACCAGCUAACUACCAUAGAGGAGUCUGGUUUCUUUGAAAUGCCCAAGGACUCCUUCCACUGCCUGCAGGAUGACUGGAAACAUGAGAUUCAGGAGAUGUUUGACCAACUCAGGGCCAAAGAAAAGGAACUCCGCACAUGGGAGGAGGAGCUGACGCGGGCUGCGCUGCAGCAGAAGAACCAGGAGGAGCUGCUGCGACGCCGCGAGCAGGAGCUGGCUGAGCGGGAGAUCGACAUCCUGGGACGCGAGCUCAAUAUCAUCAUCCACCAGCUGUGCCAGGAGAAGCCGCGGGUGAAGAAACGCAAGGGCAAGUUCCGCAAGAGCCGGCUGAAGCUCAAGGACGGGAACCGCAUCAGCCUCCCUUCGGAUUUCCAGCACAAGUUCACGGUGCAGGCCUCCCCGACCAUGGAUAAAAGGAAGAGCCUCAGCAGCAGCCGCUCCAGCCCUCCUGCAAGCCCCACCAUCAUCCCUCGCCUUCGAGCCAUCCAGUUGACACCAGGUGAAAGCAGCAAAACCUGGGGCCGGAGCUCAGUCAUCCCAAAGGAGGAAGGAGAGGAGGAGGAGAAGAGGACUUCCAAGAAGAAGGGACGGACGUGGGGGCCGGGGACGCUGGGUCAGAAGGAGCUUGCCUCGGGCGACGAAGGAUCCCCUCAGAGACGUGAGAAAGCUAACGGGUUAAGUACCCCAUCAGAAUCUCCACAUUUCCACUUGGGCCUCAAGUCCCUGGUAGAUGGAUACAAACAGUGGUCGUCCAGUGCCCCCAACCUGGGGAAGGGCCCUCGGAGCAGCCCGGCCCUGCCGGGGUUCACCAGCCUUACGGAGAUGGAGGAUGAGGACAACGAAGGCCCAGGGAGUGGGGAAAGUCGCCUACAGCAUUCACCCAACCAGUCCUACCUCUGUAUCCCAUUCCCUCGUGGAGAGGAUGGGGAUGGCCCCCCCAGUGACACAGCCCACGAGGAGCCCACCCCAGUCAACUCAGCCACCAGUACCCCUCAGCUGACGCCAACCAACAGCCUCAAGCGGGGCGGCGCCCACCACCGCCGCUGUGAGGUGGCUCUGCUUGGCUGUGGGGCUGUUCUCGCAGCCACAGGCCUAGGGUUUGACCUGCUGGAAGCUGGCAAGUGCCAGCUGCCUCUCCCAGAGGAGCCUGAGCCACCAGCCCGGGAGGAGAAGAAGAGGCGCGAGGGACUUUUUCAGAGGGCCAGUCGUCCUCGACGGAGCACCAGCCCCCCAUCCCGGAAGCUCUUCAAGAAGGAGGAGCCCAUGCUGUUGCUAGGAGACCCCUCUGCCUCCCUGACACUGCUGUCUCUCUCCUCCAUCUCCGAGUGCAACUCCACGCGCUCCCUGCUGCGUUCGGACAGCGAUGAGAUCGUGGUGUAUGAGAUGCCUGUCAGCCCAGUGGAGGCCCCACCCCCGACCCCUUGCACCCACAACCCCUUGGUCAACAUCCGAGUGGAGCGCUUCAAACGGGACCCUCACCAAUCUCUGACUCCCACCCACGUCACCCUCACAGCCCCCACGCAGCCCAGUGGUCACCGGCGGACCCCUUCUGACGGGGCCCUCAAGCCAGCGGCUCUCCUGGCCAGCAGGAGCCCCUCCAGCAACGGGCUGAGCCCCAGCCCUGGAGCAGGAAUGUUGAAAACCCCCAGCCCCAGCCGAGACCCAGGUGAAUUCCCCCGUCUCCCUGACCCCAAUGUAGUUUUCCCCCCAACCCCGAGGCGCUGGAACACACAGCAGGACUCCGCCUUGGAGAGACCCAAGACCCUGGAGUUCCUGCCUCGGCCGCGUCCUUCCGCCAACCGGCAACGGCUGGACCCCUGGUGGUUUGUGUCCCCCAGUCACGCCCGUAGCGCCUCCCCGGCCAACAGCUCCAGCACAGAGACACCCAGCAACCUGGACUCCUGCCUUGCUAGCAGCAGCAGCACUUUGGAGGAGCGGCCUGGGCUCCCAGCCCUGCUCCCGUUCCAGGCGGGGCCGCUGCCCCCCACCGAGCGGACGCUGUUGGACCUGGACGCCGAGGGCCAGAGUCAGGACAGCACUGUGCCACUGUGUAGAGCUGAACUGAGCGCACACAGGCCUGCCUCUUAUGAAAUCCAGCAAGAGUUCUGGUCUUAGCAUGGAAAGGCUCAGGGUGGGCAAGGGGGAUGCAGGAGGAGAUGGGGGAGCUGGCUGGCACAGCCCUUUCUCAGAGUUGGACCCCUGAGAUCCAGUCCCACUUCUUGCACUGAUAAUGCACUUUGAAGACAGAAGGGAUGGAAGCAGAGCCACUUCAGAGGGUCGCUAGCCCUGCAGGGCCUUUUACCUGUGUCCACUGGAGGGGCUGUGGCUAUCAGCUCUGGCUGUAGGGGGAGGGGGUACGUGCAUGUCCCCCACCCUCCACAGUCUUCCUCGCCUUUAGGGUGACCCUGCGGCGUCACUCAGCCAAAUCUGUCUGCUGCUCCCUCUCCUCAGCCCCCUGGGUAUGCCCAGGGCCUGUCCUGGGGGCCCUGUUAGCCCUGAGUUCAGCCUUCCCAAACAUCAGUAUUGGAUGUUCUGUGAUUGAUUUUAUGUCUCUUCCACAUUCUUCCCCAACACCCAUGAAUCAGAAUCUUGUUUGAUGUGAGCUUUUCUGUGUCCUAAGCCCUUCCAUGCCAGUUGGGGGACGGAUGGACCCGGCACUACCUCCCUGCACUUCCAGGUGCCCACCUAUUUAUUUGAGCCUGCCCGUGGUAGGGAAGCUGCCUCAGUGAGAGCUGGGGGCGAGGAGGGUGUUAGGGAAAAUACAGUUAGCUGCAGUAAAGAGGGUAACGGAGUCUGUCCAUCCUUGUUCCUUUUGGCACCCAUCUCCCUGGGAUCCAGACAUGGUCAGGCCAGGUUCCGAUACAAACAUAAGCUCAUCCCAUGAGCAGUUGCUUGGGAUGCCAGAGAC
This is a messenger RNA of Myotis davidii, 3793 nucleotides long. RefSeq names its product mitogen-activated protein kinase kinase kinase 9 (gene MAP3K9). The transcript has 11 exons. Bases 274 to 3000 code for a protein of 908 amino acids. Gene Ontology annotation, biological process: protein phosphorylation. Lineage: Eukaryota; Metazoa; Chordata; Mammalia; Chiroptera; Vespertilionidae. Gene Ontology annotation, molecular function: JUN kinase kinase kinase activity; ATP binding. The record is from RefSeq and is a predicted model, not a curated record.